Molecule: messenger RNA, 1066 nt
Organism: Erigeron canadensis
Lineage: Eukaryota; Viridiplantae; Streptophyta; Magnoliopsida; Asterales; Asteraceae
Exons: 5
Coding region: 60-1004 (314 amino acids)
Source: RefSeq, a predicted model, not a curated record
UCUGAAAUACACACACACACACACAAUCAAAUGGCCUGCAGUUCACCAUCACCUCAACAAUGGCAAACUUAACAACAACUUCACUCUUAUCCCUUUGGACGCACCAUCACAAACACUUAACAAACAAACCCACUUCAUUUCUUUCUUAUAAUAACCUGAAACUUAAACACCAAUCAAGAAAAAUAACUUCAAUGGCGUCGGCUGCAACAGCCACCAAGGUAAUACCAUCAAUAAUUGUAGGCGGUGGGCGUGUUGGAAAAGCAUUACAAGACAUGGGUGGCGGCCAAGAUUUGCUUGUCAAGAGAGGCGAACCGGUUCCUGUUGAUUUCCCUGGGCCCAUUUUGGUGUGUACUAGAAAUGAUGAUCUUGAUGCUGUUCUUCAGUCCACUCCUCCCUCCCGUUGGAGCGAUUUGGUAUUUUUCCAGAACGGGAUGCUGGAGCCCUGGUUUCAAAGCAAAGGGUUAGGUGAUGCUGAUCAAGUGUUGGCAUAUUUUGCGGUUUCCAAGCUUGGUGAACCGCCUGUAGAUGGUAUAACGGAUACUAAUCCAGAGGGACUGACUGCUGCUUUUGGCAAAUGGGGUUCUGCUGUGGCUGCCAGGUUACAAGCUGGGGGUCUUUCUUGCAAGGUCCUAGAGAAACCACCUUUUCAGAAGCAAAUGCUAGAAAAGCUUAUAUGGAUAUCAGCAUUCAUGCUUGUUGGGGCUCGCCAUCCUGGAGCCACUGUGGGAGUUGUAGAGAAGGACUUCCGUUCUGAGGUAGAUAGCCUCAUCGGUGAACUGGCAGCUGCAGCGGAAGCAGAGAAGGGCAUAGUGUUUGAUAAAGGGAUCGAGGAUAGGUUGUGUGCUUAUGCUCGAGCAGUUUCCCACUUCCCAACAGCAGUCAAGGAGUUCAAAUGGAGAAACGGGUGGUUCUAUUCGCUCUCAGAGAAGGCAAUCGCCCAAGGGAAACAAGAUCCGUGUCCUUUGCACACAACAUGGCUUAAAGAACUAAAUAUCGUUCAGUAAAUUACCUGUAACCAAGUGCUUCAAACAACUCUUUAUAUGAAUAAAUCACACAUUUCUAUUCA